AUGUCUCUUGGUCGUCUCAAGUGCAGCACUUGCGGUUCAUCUCUACACGAGCUUCCGCUCCUAUCUUUCGAUGCAUCUGCCACCCCACCUCAUCAUGAUCUCUUGACCGCGAACGAUCAACCCCGACAACAGGACGUCCAAACCAUCGAGAAUUGCGUCCAAGAUCAUGAAUCCAAAGCAUCCGAGCUCGAUAAACUGCUUAAAGAUAUUAAACAAGCGUGCCAGCUCGUUGAUUCUCGUCGUCAAGCACACAUAAAACUCGCAGAGGCGUAUAAGGGCACUUUGUCUGCGAUUCGCAAAUUUCCCGCUGAACUUCUGGAGGAAAUAUUCUUGCUUUGUGUCAGGUCGUGUCCCGAUGCGAUAUCACCCCGUGGGCCUCCAUGGGUCUUGGGAAAGGUGUGCCGUCGAUGGAGGUCGAUUGUUAUUUAUCUCAAGCGUCUUUCAACGUCGUUACGACUCUCCCGCACAUUCCCGCUGCGUUUCGAACUCUUUCUAAGAUCAAUCGCGAAACCCGUCUGCCCAGUCCUCGAUGUCAUUUCUCCACAUAUGAACCAUUGCCAGUCUCUGAAGAUAACCACAACGGCAGACAACCUCCCCCUCCUUGACCAGGCAUUUCGAGGUACAAGCUGCAGCAUGCGAAGCCUCGCCAUUUCUCUCCUUGGAACAUCUGACACCUUUUCGGAUUAUCAGUCCCUUUCCACCUUCCAGCGUUCACUGAAUAUUCGAGAUUUGCGAUUUCAUGGGCCCGGCUUCUCCCGGUCCCACCUCACAAGUAGCCCCUUUAUGCAUUCUUGGCUUAGAAUUCCAUGGGGCAACUUGACGAGCUUUGUUGGUGGUCACCUGCAAGUGCAGUUUCUUGGAUCACUUAACGCUGCCGUCCUUGGGUACGCUGUCGAUACCCCUAGCUCCUGGAGUUACAGUAGGGUCCAUUACAUCUUUUUUUGCAAGAUCCUCCUGCUCGCUCUCCACCCUAAAGUUUACAGGGGUGCUCUCAACGACAUGGUCCCUCUCCUGGCUUCCCUCGCAAAGGCACCAUUGACGAACUUGAUUCUUGACUUCGACUGGGAGACUUCUCUUGAUGUGAUCCAUCUUGAUUUUCUGAUAGGACAGCCCUUGGGAGAGCUGCCUUUCCUUCCCCAUCUCCAGCAUAUUACCAUGAGUUACCCUGACUCAGAGCCACAGCCGAGCUCGAGGUCCUUCAACCGACUGAUUGAAUGCCGGUUACAUCUGUCCAGAACACUGGGUACAAAGCCUUUGGAAACGGUUACUUUGAGAUGUGCAGACUUGAGGACAGCUAGAGCGAUCUUCAAUGACCUAGAAGGCUGGCAGGACAAUUCUCUUCGGCAUGGGCAGGUGCCGUAUACCAAGAUUAGUGACUGGUUGCGGGUAUUCCGAAAGACGCUUGGGCGUCAACCGACGCUGCUUGAGAAUAAGAGAGAGACCCGGCUGCAUGAAGUUUUCCUCGAGAUUGAGCAGUGCGAUUACCUUAACAUCUCGCCCAUGUUCAUCCACAGAUCUACGAUAUGCGAUUACCUACGCCAUAUCACCGAACUACCCGAUACAAGCUUUGGGAAAGAGGAGCAGUAUCAACUCCGUCAGCGUGCGAGUAUUAUUAUAAAGCGUUGGAAAGAUGUCUUGAGAGAAUAUCUUGGCCACCCGGGUUGGAGUAUGAGGAAGCAGGAUGAUCCAUCUGGGUUUAGUGGCAGUCGACGCCGGGAGAGCGUCAAGGUCUUCGCUGAUGGUUGUUUGCCGAUAUUUGGCUGCAAUUUGGCCGAGCCCUACAACUCUCUACAACUACCCUACACUGAAUCAACAUUAAUCAACCAUCGAGGAUACUGCAAUGUCUCUUGGCCAUCUCAAGUGCCGCACUUGCGAUUUCCCACUGAACUUCUGGAGGAAAUAUUCUUGCUUUGUGUCAGGUCAUGUUCUAAUGCGAUGUCAUCCCGUGGGCCUCCAUGGGUCUUGGGAAAGCUGUGGAGUGUAAUACCUCUUCUAAGCAGUUCGACUGGUACUACAUCAGACGACAGUGGCUAUCUCAAGCGUCUUUCAACGUCGUUACGACUCUCCCGCACGUUCCCGCUGCAUUUCGAACUCUCACUAAUAUCAAACACAGAGCUCGCCCGUCCAGUCUUCAAUGUCAUUUAUCCGUAUAUGAACCAUUGGGUAGAACAUCUCCCCCUCCUUGACCAGGCAUUCCGAGGUACAACCUGCAGCAUACGAAGCCUCGCCAUCUCUCUCCGUGAUACCUCUACCUUUUCGGAUUAUCAGUCCCUUUCCACCUUCCAGCUUUCACCGAAUAUUCGAGAUUUGCGAUUUAGUGCGCCCAGCUUGUCCUGGUUUUAUCUCACAGAUAGCCCCUCAAUGCAUUCUUGGCUUAAAAUCCCAUGGAGCAACUUGACGAGCUUUGUUGGUGAUCACCUGCAAGUGCAAUAUGUCACAGACUUGCUCCAUCAUGCCCCAUCAUUAGUUGAAUGCUCGUUCACCGGUUUAACUGACUCCGGAAUGAGCAACUUUAUGACUGUUGACCACGGCAGUCUGUGUUUACUUGAUUUGAGCAUCAGGGCUAACAUAUUAUCGUCAGGCUUCUUGGAUUAUUUAACACUGCCGUUCUUGGCUACGCUGUCGAUCCCCCUAGCUUCUGGAUGUACAGUAGGGUCCAUGACAUCUUUUUUUGCAAGAUCCUCCUGCUCGCUCUCCACCCUAAAAUUAACGGGGGUUGCUCUCAACGGGGUGGUCCCUCUCAUGGCUUCUCUCGAAAAGGCACCAUUGACGAACUUGAUUCUUGAGUUCGUCCGGGAGACUUCUAUUGAUGCGAUCCAUCUUGAUUUUCUGAUAGGACAGCCAUCGGGAGAAAAGCUGCCUUUCCUUCCCCAUCUCCAGCAUAUUACCAUUGCGUACCCCGGGCCUGACUCAGAGCCACAACCGGGCUCGAGGUCGUUUACUUCCCUCGACCAACUGAUUGAAUCCCGGUUAUAUCUGUCCAGAACGCUAGGUACCAAGCCUUUGGAAACGGUUACUUUGAGAUGUACAGACUUUUGGACAGCUAGAGCUAUCUUCGAUGAGGUAGAUGGCUGGCCGGACAACUCUCCACGGCAUGGGCAGGUGACGUAUCUCAAGAUCAGUGACUGGUUGCGGGUAUUCAAAAAUACACUUGAGCGUCAAUCGGCGCUGCUUGAGAAUAAGGGAGAGACCUCACUCCAUGAAGUUAUCCUCGAGAUUGAGCAGUGCGAUUACCUUAACAUCUCGCCCAUGUUCAUCCACAGGUUUACGAUAUGCGACCACCUACGCCGUAUCACCGAACUACCCGAUACGAGCUUUGAAAGAGAGGAUCGGUAUCAACUCCGUCAGCGUGCAAGUAUCAUUCUAAAGUGUUGGAAAGAUGUUUUGAGAGAAUAUCUUGGCCGCCCGGGUUGGAGUAUGAGGAAGCAGGAUGCUCCACUUGGGAUUAAGUAUGCCCUUUUCUACUCAACAGCUGGACGUGACUACCAUACCUUUCCGCCGUUCUAG
Molecule: messenger RNA, 3507 nt
Organism: Laccaria bicolor S238N-H82
Lineage: Eukaryota; Fungi; Basidiomycota; Agaricomycetes; Agaricales; Hydnangiaceae
Exons: 11
Coding region: 1-3507 (1168 amino acids)
Source: RefSeq, a predicted model, not a curated record